GUUCCUGUCUGUUUCUGAGGGAUGGAGCUGAUGAUGGAGACGCAGAAAGAAACUAAUACAAAUGGUGCUGCUUGGCCUUACAGACUAGGACAGCGUGGGAGGAGAAUAACUGAUAAAACCCCAGUGCCAAGAAGCAGCAGUCCUGUAGACCUUUAUGUUGAGUUUCCCUGCAUUGCUGACCAAGCUCUUGCAACAAUCGAAUGGGAAGAUCUGGAGGACUGUGCCUCUGCAGGGAGGCAGGAGAGAAACUCAUUCAGCUUUCAGGUGAACGGGUCUGAUCCAGAUGAGCAGCAUUAUAGAGAUGCACUGGACUUCAUUGCAGAUUCCAGUGAAAUGGGAGAAAGCUGCCUGUCUGAACUUAUCCCGUUUCAGGGAUGUGUUAUACCUCCUCUAACCCCUCAGAGAGAUUUCUCUCCAGAAGAGCACAUGGUUCACUCCUUGACAAAAUCAACUCAGAAUGGAAUUUCAUGGAGGGGUAUUGCUGAGUGCCAUGGGAGUGCACUGGAGGACUCCAUGGCCAUCAACAAACAGCUCCAGGAGACUCUUGACAGGCGACAGAAAGAACUGGACUCCCUUGAGGAAAGAAACCUGGAUCUCAAGCAACUGGCGAGUCGAGCAAAGCACCUUGCCUCAGUUCUUGAAAGACUGAUGACAGUCAGAGAUUCUCAUGCUGAAGAGCUGGCGUUGCCGUGUGGUGAGAACACCUCUCUGAGUCCCUGCAAGAGGCAGCGCCUGGAUGAAGGUUAUGAAACAGAGUCUUCUGACUCAGUGGAGGACAUGCUGAAGGACAUCAGCACGCGCUGUAAUGCUGUCCUGCUCAGCAGCACUGCAGGAGCACUGCAGGAGUCAGACACAAUACCCAUGUACGGUGCAUUCUCAAGCUUCCAGAUGUCCACACCUAAGGGCAGAACUGUGAAUGUUGAUGUCGUGGAGGAUGCAGAAGAUAUCUCAUCUUUCAGAACCCCCGUCAGAGAACACUGCACCAUUCGGACUCAGGUGUUUCCUCAUGGGCAUGUGUUUACUUCAAGGACUCAUCAGGGGGGGUACCGCUUCCGCUGGGUCCCCAACCACUGCUGAAUUUAGAGACUGACACAAGGGUUGUCAAAAUGAAUGUGCCAUGGAUCUGAUGGAGAAUGGAGAAAGGUUUGGAAAGGCAGGCGCUGUUAAUGAUUAACUCCUUAUCUAUAGGGAUAUCAGUGAAUGAUUAAAUGAUGUCUUCCUCAGGUAGCCUGUUAGCCGAUCCAUCAAAAGUGUUGCUUUAAGGAAAUAAGACUGCCCUCUCUGCUGUUUACAUUUUGUUUGUGUUUAACCCCUUUAGGUCUGCCUGAUUUAGCAUUUCUUUUCAGGGUUCCUGGAAUUUUUUUUGCCUUACGA
Molecule: messenger RNA, 1374 nt
Organism: Cyprinodon variegatus (sheepshead minnow)
Lineage: Eukaryota; Metazoa; Chordata; Actinopteri; Cyprinodontiformes; Cyprinodontidae
Gene: mcidas
Product: multiciliate differentiation and DNA synthesis associated cell cycle protein
Exons: 7
Coding region: 22-1077 (351 amino acids)
Biological process (GO): negative regulation of DNA replication; negative regulation of cell cycle
Cellular component (GO): nucleus
Source: RefSeq, a predicted model, not a curated record